ACGGGCUGGGGGACACAGGAUGGCAGAGCUAAUAGGAGUAUCUAACGGGACAUGCGGACGGGCUGGUUUCUUCUAAUAUUUCAAGUGCUGCGUGCGCUUCCUCUCUCCGCCUCUCGCCCGCAGUCUGUGUCGGUGUGAGGCCCCGCCAUGCCGCUGGUGAAGAGGAACAUCGAGCCCCGUCACCUCUGCCGAGGCGAGCUCCCCGAUGGCAUCGGCAGCGAGCUGGAGUGUGUGAUGAACAACACGCUCUCGGCCAUCAUCCGCCAGCUCAGCAGCCUGAGUAAACAUGCAGAGGACAUAUUUGGGGAGCUUUUUAACGAGGCCAACACCUUCUAUCUGCGUGCCAACUCGCUCCAGGACCGCAUUGACCGGCUGGCCGUGAAGGUCACACAGCUGGAUUCCACUGUGGAGGAAGUCUCUCUACAAGAUAUUAACAUGAGGAAAGCCUUUAAGAGCUCCACCACUCAGGACCAGCAGGUGGUGUCCAAGAGCAGCGUUCCCAAUCCUGUCAAAGAGAUGUACAACCUGAGUGACAAGCCUCCGCCUCUCAUGAUCCUCUCACCGUACAGGGAUGAUCACAAGGAGGCGCUUAAGUUCUACACCGAUCCCUCGUACUUCUUUGAUUUGUGGAAAGAGAAGAUGCUGCAGGACACAGAGGACAAGAGGAAAGAAAAGAGGAAGCAGAAGGAGCAGAGGCGUUGUGUGGAUGGGACGCUACAGAGGGAGGUGAAGAAGGUCCGCAAGGCGCGGAACCGUCGGCAGGAGUGGAACAUGAUGGCUUUGGACAAGGAGCUGAGGCCGGACCACCGACACACCAUCCACCGCGACAGAGGGGCUUCGUCCGAGGGUUCCAUGUCGCCAGAGAACAGGGGCCACGGCUUAGACCAGCACCACUACCCCAACAGCAUGAACCACGCCGGCCACGCCCACACCUACUCCGGCCCUCCGCCCAGCGUCCUGGCGGCUCAAAUGGCCGCCGGUCACGUCGCCCGCGGCGGCAGCGAGCACGACGCGCGAGGCAGGACGAUGAUGGCCUAUCAGGGUGGGACGCUGGGCCGCGCCCACCACCACCAGGUCCCGCUGCCUCCUCCACCCACAGAGGCCAUGAAUGGGGGCUCCAUGUCCCUCCCACCCAUGGACUACAAUAUGGAUGGUUACGCCAACACCAGCCCCCCUCCCCCGCCCCCCGCCCCCCUCAUCCCCUCGGCCCAGACGGCCUUUGCUUCACCUCCCGGAGGCCCGAUGUCUCCCGGGCCGAUGGCCGGCGGCUACGCUCCGCCGCCACCACCUGUGUCCGGAGCGCAGGUAGCUCCGCCUCCUCCCGGCCCUCCGCCGCCUCCUCUCCCAGCUGGUGCCUCCCACUCCACCACCCACAAGAUGUCCUCUGCUGCGCCCGCCGAGUCCGCGGCGGUCAAUGACGCCCGCAGCGAUCUGCUGGCUGCUAUUCGUAUGGGCAUCCAGCUGAAGAAGGUGCAGGAGCAGCAGGAGCAGCAGGCCAAGAGAGAACCGGUCGGCAACGACGUGGCCACCAUCCUGUCGCGGCGCAUCGCCGUGGAGUACUCCGACUCGGAGGACGACUCCGAGUUGGAGGAGAACGACUGGUCGGAUUAAUACACACACACACACACACACAGAGUCAACAAAAUAGGAUAACCACUGAAACUACUCACACAGAAUCAAAUAUGCGGUCAGAUGAUCUUUGUGCUCACCUGAAGGAAUGCCCACCGUGCCACGCUCGCAGGUCGUCACUGACUUUGUUGCUGAAAACACACAGACACACACACACACACACACACCACACCUACUCACAAUCACAUGCUGUAGGUCUAUAUAAGCUGAAUGGUCCAAAACUGGAAAGCUGGGGGUGUAUUCAAGAUGUGUAAACACUGUA
Messenger RNA from Salarias fasciatus (jewelled blenny), 1891 nucleotides. RefSeq names its product WASP family member 3b (gene wasf3b). Gene Ontology annotation, molecular function: actin binding; Arp2/3 complex binding; protein kinase A regulatory subunit binding. The transcript is spliced from 9 exons. Lineage: Eukaryota; Metazoa; Chordata; Actinopteri; Blenniiformes; Blenniidae. Gene Ontology annotation, biological process: positive regulation of Arp2/3 complex-mediated actin nucleation; actin cytoskeleton organization. Bases 148 to 1611 code for a protein of 487 amino acids. The record is from RefSeq and is a predicted model, not a curated record. Gene Ontology annotation, cellular component: cytoskeleton; SCAR complex.